Cydia fagiglandana is the source of this 1942-nucleotide messenger RNA. RefSeq names its product zinc finger and BTB domain-containing protein 24-like. Lineage: Eukaryota; Metazoa; Arthropoda; Insecta; Lepidoptera; Tortricidae. Gene Ontology annotation, molecular function: DNA-binding transcription factor activity, RNA polymerase II-specific; sequence-specific DNA binding. Bases 140 to 1942 code for a protein of 600 amino acids. Gene Ontology annotation, cellular component: nucleus. Gene Ontology annotation, biological process: regulation of transcription by RNA polymerase II. The transcript is spliced from 11 exons. The record is from RefSeq and is a predicted model, not a curated record.
UAAUGUCUAUUAUACAUACCUAAAUGUGUUUCUUAUUCAAAUCAUAAUUAAAAGCAAGCGUUGCUUCUAUCACCGUGAACAAUAUAAUGAAAAUUUUAUAAAAGCAUCAACGAUAACCUCUAAGUUUUUGUUAUGAAAUAUGGAAUCGCAAGUUUGUGUUCACUGCCUCAACAAGAAGGCUAUAAACUCGACGACUAAUCGCUUGGUGACGGAAAGCUGUGGGCAUGUGAAGUGUAUGGACUGUCUGUUACAUGAGACGGCCGGUUGCGUUGCGUGCGCUGCGGAGAGCAGCCCCAAAGAGCCCGAGGACACUCCGGAGCCCAGCGAGGGGCCGCCAUCGGACGGCGACAAUGCCGAUCCCGAGCCGAUCCGCACGGAAUUCCCUCUCCAAUAUUUCCUGCUAGGGAGGGAGGAGGAUGAGAAAGAGUCUCAGGCAGAAUACUGUUAUGACAAGACUGAGAAGAAGAAGAAGCUGGAGACCUCUCACAUUAGGGUAGAAACAGAUGGGAAUCGGAGGUGUUACUUCUGUACAGCUUGCAAGAGGAAGUUCCAUGCUCGGAGUCAGGUAUCUUACCAUGCCUACUGCAAUGGACAACAGAAGCCCUACCAGUGUCCUGAGUGCAACAAGAGUUUCGCGUCCCAUUCCCACUUCAAGUACCACAUGCGGGUGCACCGCAACGAGCGCACGUACGCGUGCGAGCUGUGCGGCGAGGGCUUCUUCCAGAUGUCCAAGCUGCAGCGACACAAGCUCAAGCACACCAAGGAAAAGAAAUACCCGUGUCCAGAGUGCAGCAAAGCGUUCAACAACCUAACAGCGCUGCGCAAGCACGCGCUCACUCACUCGGACGAGCGGCCGUACGGCUGCGAGACGUGUGGCCGACGGUUCCGGGACUCGAGCAACUAUCGCAAGCACGUCGCCAAACAUAACGGUACGGGUUGCGGGCGUACUUGCUCGUGCGGCGCUUGCGGGCGGCGGCGCGCGCGGGCGCACCUGUGCCCGCGCUGCCCGCAGGCCUUCCACGCGCGCAAGGACAUGCGCCGCCACGCCGCCGUGCACGACGAUUCGAAGCCAUUCCGCUGCCGCGUGUGCAGCCGCCGCUUCCGCCGCAAAGACAACCUAGAGCGUCACAUCCGCAACACCCACCCCGCCGAGCCGCCCGCCGACGCCGUGCUGGUCGAGCCCGCCGACCGCGGGAAACACGCCGACGAGAAGACCAAGCUGCAGAGCCUGAACCCACUUCCGCCGCUACCGCAGGAGCUGAUACAGAAGCACCUGCACGAGGACAAGGCCAAUCAACGGCCGCCGCCCGUCGACGAGAGCAAGUUUACCAAGCUCGCGGUCAAGCUGGAACUGCAGGUGAAGAAGUUACCUGAAGACAAACAUCCAGAGGAGCCGCCGGAGCCGGUGGAACUGAAGGCACAGCAGGCUAAAGAGCAGAGGAGCAUAGCGGAGAUCCUGGCGGCCAACAACGCGCGGCAGAGCGUCAUCACCUCCGUGCGCCGCGCGCCGCCCGAGCCCAGCGAGUACGUGCACAAGAUACGGAAGCAGAGGAGCAUAGCGGAGAUCCUGGCGGCCAACAACGCGCGGCAGAGCGUCAUCACCUCCGUGCGCCGCGCGCCGCCCGAGCCCAGCGAGUACGUGCACAAGAUACGGAAGGCCAACCGGCGGCUGCCCGCGCUGCUGCCACCCAUCGACGAGAGCAAGUUCGCCAAGCUCGCCAACCUCGACCUGCAGAACAACCUGGACGUGGGCGCGCCGCCGGAGAAGUUCCGCGAGCUGUACAAGAAGAUCCUGUACGAGCGCUCCGAGAAGGACGCGCUGGAGGAGCAGCACUGGAAGAAGAAGAAGCUCAACAUCAACUGGUCAGUUUCUCUACUCACUUCUAACUGUUCUAACGCAGGGUAUUCUACAAACAACUCUUGCAACCGUGUCCGGGCGUGA